AAGAAGCAGUAUGAACCACCUAGGUACAUGACAAUAAAGAUUGCCAUUGAGCAGCUCCUGGAAGUUGUGCAAGCAAAAGUAGAAUUUGUCUGCAAUGAAGACACAGAGUGUGUUGGUUUUGCUAGAAUUGGAAGAUCAGAUCAGAUCAUUGUGGCUGGUACAAUGAAGCAACUUCAAUUGCAUGUUUUUUUCCUAUCAAAUAGUACUGUAGGAGUGUGCAACUACUCAAAUUUUGACGUGUUAUUAUGUAAAAAAUUAAACUCUUCAAUAUUUUGUGCUGAAAGUAGUAACUUUUCAAUAUGUUGAAUAUUUAAGACUACUUAAAUACUUAAAGAACAUUUUGUUGUUGA
Messenger RNA from Humulus lupulus (European hop), 350 nucleotides. Its product is annotated as probable diphthine methyl ester synthase. Gene Ontology annotation, molecular function: methyltransferase activity. The record is from RefSeq and is a predicted model, not a curated record. The coding region runs from base 28 to 306 and encodes 92 amino acids. NCBI's taxonomy places the organism in Eukaryota, Viridiplantae, Streptophyta, Magnoliopsida, Rosales, Cannabaceae. The transcript has 2 exons.